Arabis nemorensis is the source of this 1029-nucleotide messenger RNA. The record is from the annotation of a GenBank genome assembly. Lineage: Eukaryota; Viridiplantae; Streptophyta; Magnoliopsida; Brassicales; Brassicaceae.
AUGGGGAUUGAUUACUACAAUGUGCUCAAGGUGAGUCGAAACGCUAACGAAGAUGAUCUAAAGAAGUCUUACCGGAGAAUGGCGAUGAAAUGGCACCCUGACAAAAAUCCAACAAGCAAAAAAGAAGCAGAAGCUAAGUUCAAACAGAUCUCCGAAGCCUAUGACGUUCUGAGCGAUCCUCAAAGACGCCAGAUCUACGAUCAAUACGGAGAAGAAGGACUUAAAUCCUCCGAUUUACCUACUGCGGCUGAGACGGCGGCUCAGCAGCGGAGUUACUCGUCUGGUAACUCUGAGUUUCGGUAUUAUCCGCGUGAUGCCGAAGAUAUCUUUGCAGAGUUUUUCGGCGCAUCUGAGAGUACUUUUGACGGAUCCACCGGAGCAAGCAGCGGAAGGACACGUGGAGAUGGUGGCGGCGGCGGGGGGAGGAGGUUUAAAAGUGCAGAAGCAGGAAGUCAGGCGAACAGAAAGACACCGCCGGCGAAUAGGAAAGCUCCGGCUAUUGAGAGCAAAUUGGCUUGCACACUGGAGGAGCUCUACAAAGGUGCGAAGAAGAAGAUGCGAAUCUCUCGCGUUGUUCCUGAUGAUUUUGGAAGGCCAAAGACAGUUCAAGAGAUAUUGAAGAUAGACAUAAAACCAGGUUGGAAGAAAGGCACAAAGAUAACUUUCCCAGAGAAAGGAAACCAAGAACCAGGUGUUACUCCUGCAGAUCUCAUAUUCGUGGUAGACGAGAAACCGCAUUCGGUAUACAAAAGAGACGGUAACGAUCUGAUUGUCGAGAAGGAAAUCUCUCUUAUAGAUGCUUUAACCGGUGUCACCGUUAGCCUGGUGACACUAGACGGAAGGAACCUAACAAUCCCGGUACUGGAUAUCGUAAAACCGGGUCAGGAGAUUGUGAUCCCGAACGAGGGAAUGCCUACCAAAGACCCUUUGAAAAGAGGAGACCUCAGAGUUAGCUUUGAGAUCUUGUUCCCGUCAAGGCUAACAUCAGAACAGAAGAAUGACCUCAAGAGAGUUCUUGGUGGAAGCUAA